UUUUGAUACCAUAAGGGUAUUUUUAUGAAACGACAGAAUCCAUUUCAAUUAACGUAUUCAUCGAAAAUAUGAAAUGAAAAUUUUAAACAUAUAAUACAUACGCAAACUCCGGUCCCGGUAUCACAUGCGUGUGCAUAUGUAUUGUACCGGUAUGUACAUGUACAUUGUAGUCAGUUGAACUUAGAAUUUAUAACGCCACUCCCUAUCGGUUUAUUGUCAGUUUUACAAGAAAUAUAGAAAUUUUAUCAUGUCUUUUUGGAUACCGUUGGAGUCUAACCCUGAGGUUAUGACGAAGUUCUUGCAUCAACUAGGUGUACCAAAAGAAUGGAGCAUUGUUGACGUCUAUGGUCUAGAGCAAGAUUUAUUGGCACUCGUGCCAAAGCCGGUUGUUGCCAUUAUCUUACUUUAUCCUUUGAGAAAAAAGGGUGAUAAUACAUUAGUGGAUACUGAAGAAGUCGAUAAAGAACAAGGCACCACUGCUUCAGAUCCAGUAGAUCCAUUGCUUUAUUACAUGAAACAAUAUAUUCACAAUGCAUGCGGUACAAUUGCAUUAAUUCACAGUGUCGCAAAUAAUCUAGAUACUAUAAACCUUAAGGAAGGUUUCCUGAAAAAUUUCUUAGAUAAAUCUAAAGGUCUCUCUGCUGAAGAGUGUGGGAAACUUUUAAUGUCGUCGAACGAAAUCAGUGAGACACAUGAAGAAAUGGCAUACGAAGGACAAACAGAAGCACCGAGCGAGGAUGCACCGGUGUUUCAUCAUUUUGUAGCAUUUGUACAAAAAAAUGGCAUUUUAUAUGAAUUAGAUGGACGUAAGCCUGGGCCUAUUAUUCAUGGUCCAACUACUUCAGAGACGUUACUGGAAGAUGCUGCUCGCGUUUGUAAAGACUAUAUGGCACGUGAUCCAGAUGAAGUGUGUUUUACGGUUGUUGCCCUAUCUAACAAUGAUUCGGAGUCAUUUUAAUUUUGUAUAUAAUAUGCAUUAUACUCAUUUUUUAAAAAUUCGGGUAAAUAUUCCUUAAAAAGUUAUUAAUUAUUAAAAAUAAGUCUCGAAUAAACAUUCAUUUCGUACUAUUUGGAUAUUAUUAAUUAUAAAAUUUCUUUAAAACUUCAACAUAUAGAAUGUUAGAACUUUUGGAGAUCACUCAGGAGAGCAGCUUUGGCAACGCAUGUCAAGGUCAAGGCCAUAUAUAUACAUAUACAAUAUCGAGGCAGAUUACAAUGUAGUAGCAUUAAUAUAUUUUUGUUAAUAAGUUUUUAACUAACAACGAGCGACGACUUUUAAAGGACUCUCAGGAAGGAGGCCUUCAGUUAUCACGUAUUGUACGCAGGGAUGGAAAAAGUUCUCGAACUUUUUAAUAGGUUCUAUUUAUAACGGUCCUUGUAGAACUUUUUUCAAAAAGCUUCUGCCUUUAAGUUUCAAUGAGAAUACAUAAAAAGAAAUUCUACAAUAUAUCUUCCGUAAGAACACUUUUAUAGCGACAGGAAUAGAUAUAUUCUUUUAAGUAAAACAUAUAAAUACUAAUAGAAUUUUUUCAGAAACGAGAGGUACCUGUAUACAUAUUUUGAUUCCUGAUUGUAUGUCGAUACGUGAAGAUCAAGAUCAUUGGAAGUGGUUUCCCUAAACCCAUAUUUAUCAAGAAAUGUUCAAAUUUAUUUUCUACAUUAUAUAUACACACACAGUCAUUGGGUAUUGCAUUUAUUAAUAUUUGCUUGUUAUCACAUCAUAAGAAAUAUAUUGGUAAAUAGGAAUACACGCAGGUAUUUGCAGGUAUUUGUAUUGCAUCCUUGUUUGAAGAUAAUUUAUGUAUAAGGUUAAAGAAACGUAGAAAGUAACAUGUUCCAAAAAUUGCAGAUCAACGUUUUUUAAUGCGUAUUUUUUUAAAAAUUUAUACAAUCUAGCGGAUGUUUAAAUAAUCGAAUAAUACUUAAGACGACAAAACAAUGUAAAGAAGGCGAACGGAUAAUUAAAUGUAAGAUUUGUAUAUGUAUAUCCUGAAUGAUUGAUACAACGACGUAUAAGAAUUUUUACAUUAGUUUCAACUAAGAGUUUUUGAUAUCUGUACUGUGUUGUUCGAGGAUCAAUACCUGUAAAGUAUUUGAAUACCUGAGUGAGGUUUUCACAAUUAAAAUCAAUAGUGCUAUAUUCUGUUUCUAAAACAAUUGAUUCCAUAGUUAAGCGAAACAACCAGUCGAUAGUACGUGUAACAUUUGUGUUAGUCAAUUAAAUCGAUGUUAUGAAUGUGAAUUAAAAAAUGUUAUGAACGUUAUGGCUCAUAAUGCGCUUCUUUCGUUUAAAUAUUACAAUAUAAAUUGUAUCAGAUUAUGUAUUUGUUAGAUUUAGAUUAACGUUUUUAUAAUUGUAACCAUCGCUUUAAAAAAUUCGAUUCUCUUCACAUGUCGCGUCCGUUGUUUUUCACAAAUGUUCUUUGAAGGCAAACGAGCGGUGAAAAUGCAAUUCUAAUUACUUUUAUAAAUAUUUCUCGAUGUAUUCUAGACUGAUUUGUUUCGUAUUUGUUGUUAUUUCUUUCUAAGAUUGUGUAUUAAUUGUGCAUUUAAAAUAUUUUCAAUCAGCAUUUGCAUCAACCGUGUUUUUCGUGUACCAUGAUCGGCCUUUAAUUUUUAGAAAUUACAAAUUCUCAUCACAAUUUCUUUGUAAAACAAUUCAGUUCCGGAUACAUACUUUUCUAUGCUUCUGAAUUGCAUUUCUAGAAUUGCAUUUAUUUCACAAUCGAGCAACAUGCGAUGGUACAUUUAUUCAGUAAGCGUCGAUGAGAUCUGAGAGACAUAUCCACAUUAUAAUUAAAAUAUUACACGCACAGCUAAGUUUAGACGUUUUUAUAACAGCUUCGGCGCUAAACGAGAGAAGAAAAUACGAACAUUGAAACGAUAUGAGCUACGUGUCAAAAAAAAGAAAAAACAGCUUGGGGAAACAAUAAAUUAGAGUAUAGAACA
Messenger RNA from Megalopta genalis, 2949 nucleotides. RefSeq names its product Ubiquitin carboxyl-terminal hydrolase (gene Uch). Lineage: Eukaryota; Metazoa; Arthropoda; Insecta; Hymenoptera; Halictidae. Gene Ontology annotation, molecular function: cysteine-type deubiquitinase activity. Gene Ontology annotation, biological process: protein deubiquitination; ubiquitin-dependent protein catabolic process. Gene Ontology annotation, cellular component: cytoplasm. The record is from RefSeq and is a predicted model, not a curated record.